AAAAUAUUAUUUAUAAUAUGUUUGAGUACAGAUGCUAGAGUCUCUUAGCAAAGGUCAUUGUGAGAAUAUUACAAGCCGGGAUGUUAUAGUUCAAGAAAUAAAAGAAAAGUUGGAGGAGAAAAACUAUCUCCUUAUUCUAGAUGAUGUGUGGAAUGAAGAGAGGCGGGAAUGGGAAGACUUAAGGCAUUGUUUGUUAGGGAUAAGUAACACGAAUGGGAGUAGGGUCCUUGUCACAACCCGAAUCCAAAAUGUAGCAUCAGUGAUGGGAGUACUUCCUCAGCAUGUGCAUUGCCUCAAGCAGCUAACAGAUGAAGACUGUUGGUCUGUAAUCAAGCAUAGAGUAUUUGGCAACUCUCGUAUUCCUUCAGAAUUGAAGGAAUUGGAGACUAUUGGGAGGGAAAAUGCUAAAAAGUGUAAAGGUUUACCUUUAGUUGCAAGUGUUAUAGGGGGGAUUUUGUGCAAUAAUCACAAGGUGGAUGACUGGCGUGAAGUAUGGGGUUUAAUAGAAGAGGCUAAUGGAGUUUUGCCUGUACUGCAAUUGAGUUUCAGUCGCCUGCCAAAACCAGCUUUGAAACAAUGUUUUGUUUUCUGCUCAAUUUUCCCCAAAGAUUUUGUCAUGGAAAAGGAGAUGUUAAUUCAGCUUUGGAUGGCUCAUGGAUUUCUUCAACCAUCCAGUGAAAGACACAUGGAGAUGGAGGAUAUUGGUGACAAGUAUUUUAAUGACUUGUUAUCUUACUCCUUAUUUCAAGAUGCAGAAACAGAUUCUUAUGGGAGUGUUAUUACUUGCAAAAUGCAUGAUUUAAUUCAUGAUCUUGCACAAUCUGUUUCAGAGUCUCAAACAUUGAUUUUGGGGAAUGGUGGUCAUGGUAAUAUUACUGCAAACAUUCGUCAUUUGAAUCAUAUUUCUGAUAAGGGUUUGACAGCAGCAGAAAUAGGGGAUGCUAUGCAAAAACUGCACACAUUGUUUUCCAAGACUGAUGUCUUUCACAACAUGCCUGCAAACUUCAAAAAGGUGCGGGUCCUUAGCCUUUGUGGUGCCAAAAUUGACAAGCUGCCAGCUUUAUUGAGAAAAUUGAAGCAUUUGAGAUACUUAGAUGUUUCCGACACCAGGAUCACAGAACUUCCAAGAUUUAUCACCAAGCUAUAUCAAUUGCAGACUCUUAGGUUUAUGAAUUGCUUCUUGAUAGAAAGACCUCUGAAAGGAAUAGGGAAUUUAGUGAAUUUGAGGCAUAUUUAUUUUAAUGAUGAAAAGCAUAUGCCAGCAGGGGUUGGCACUCUAACUUGUUUACAAACAUUACAAUUAUUUGUUGUGGGUCAGCAGCAGGGGCGUGGAAUUGAAGAAUUGGGAGGCUUAAGUCAACUCAGGGGGGAAUUAGAAAUAACUAAUUUGAAGAUGGUUAGAAACAGAGAGGAAGCCAUGAGAGCAAAACUUCUUGAAAGGACUGCAAUUCAGGAGUUAGCAUUGAAGUUUGACCAAAAACCAGAUUGGCACUCGGUAUUGACGGGGUUUGGGCGGGAAGACUCAGAAGAAAGAAGGAAACAUGAUGAAGAUGUCUUGGAAGGCCUCCAACCUCACCCAAACCUGAAAAGCCUGAGAAUUAGUAACUAUUGUGGUGAAAAGUGUCCUUCAUGGAUGUUGAAAGAUCCUGGUAAUUUGGGAGAAUCUACUUAUCUCAAAAAUUUGGUGUCGUUGGGACUAUUUUUCUUUCCCCAAUUGAAAAGUAUUCCAUCACUUUCACUAAGCAACUUGGUGCAGCUGACCCUUUGCGGCUUAGAGGAAUUGGAUAGUGUGCCACCACUUCUACUCAGCAAUGGCGCAAAGGUGCAAAUCAGAAGGUGCAAGAGUCUGAGAAGUAUUGCAGAUUCAUAUCUUGAGGAACUCAUGAUUUAUGAGUGUAGUGAAUUGGUUAGUAUAGAGUUCGGACCUCUUGCCAUGAUGUAUCUGAAAAAAAUAAUGAUUGAGUUGUGUAAUAAGUUAGAAAGUCUUUCGAUGUUUAGUGGCAUGGGGGAGAGUUCAUCAACCUCCACAUGUCUCAAGGAGUUUUCUAAAAGUUGCAGUGAUAGUUCGGAGUCGGUUUCAAGUCUACAUGGGUUUUCAUCUCUUCAAAAGAUUGAUAUUUGGAAUUGUGGGCAACUAAAAAGCAUAGGGGAGAGUUUAUCAAAGUCCGCGUGUCUCAAGAAGUUGUCUAUAAGGGGUUGUCAUAGUCUGGAGUUGCUUCCAAGUCUAGUUGGUCUUUCAUCUCUUCAAAAAAUCAAUAUAAUCUCGUGUCAGAAAUUGAAAAGCAUAGGGGAGAGUUUAUCAACCUCCACAUGUCUCAAGAGAUUGUUUGUAAGUAGCUGUCAGAGUUUGGAGUUGAUUCCAAGUUUAGUUGGGCUUUCGUCUCUUCAAACAAUUGAUAUAAGCACAAGUGGGAAAUUGAAAAGUAUAGGGGAGAGUUUAUCAACCAACAAGUGUCUCAAGGAAUUGGAUAUAAAUUCCUGUGAUAGUCUAGAGUUGUUCCCGAGUCUGGAUGGGCUUUCAUCUCUUCAAAGAAUUGUUGUAUCAUUUUGUGGGAAGUUGAAAGGUAUAGGGACGAGUUUAUCAAGCUCCACGUGUCUCAAGGAGUUGUUUAUAAGUUGCUGUGAUAGUCUGGAGUCGGUACCUAGCGUAGAUGGGCUUUCAUCUCUUCAUUUUCUAGGUAUAGAUCAUUGUUCUGGUCUGGUGUCCAUUCCAAGCCUAGAUGGGCUUUCCUCUCUUCGGAAUCUAAAUAUACAGAAUUGUGAUAAAUUAACAAGUUUGCCAGGUGGGCUUUCAUCUUGCACUGCUCUUAAGGUGUUGAGUAUUGAGAAUUGCCAUGAUCUGAUUUCUAUACAAGAGGAUUCGAAGGACUUGUGUUCUCUUGUUAAAUUAGAAAUUACAAGAUGUGGAAAAUUGAGGAACAUCCUAGGCGUAGGGGAGAUUCUUGGCUUCCCCCUCACUCGCUUGAAGGUGCUACACUUCGGUGGUUUCUCAGUAGAACAAGAAGAACUAGAGGAAUACCCCACCCAACUUGAAGAAUUAGGUUUGGUCGGGUGGGAAAAACUUAGGCGUCUGCCACAUCAAAUUCAACGCCUAACCGCCCUUAGGAAACUCAGAAUAGAGGAUUUCGAUGGACUGGAAGCUUUGCCAGAGUGGUUGGGAAGCUUGUCCUCUCUUCGAUCGCUAGUGAUUUCCAACUGCAAGUCUCUAAAACAUAUGGAAGCCAUUCGAUGCCUCUCCAAUUUAAAUAGCCUUGAAAUUUUCGAAAGCCCUGAGUUAAGAGAAAGAUGCGCCAUAAGAAGGGGUUCAGAGUGGAACAACAUUUCUCACAUUCCAAAUAUCUGUAUGCCUAGUGGACAGAUAAUAGAGCUAACACCAGUCUUCGAGGUGGAAUAUAAUGAUGCACAAGAAAGCCAAUUAACCAAAUGGAAGAGACCCUUCUUUUGUUGCAAAGGCUAAUAAGCCUUUCAUCAGGUCUCGCAUUCGGUGUUAGAUUAAUUUUGGUCUAAAAGAUGGAGUGAUGGAGUCUGCAUUUGAUUGGUACAAUGUAAGUACUAAUG
Messenger RNA from Rubroshorea leprosula, 3558 nucleotides. NCBI's taxonomy places the organism in Eukaryota, Viridiplantae, Streptophyta, Magnoliopsida, Malvales, Dipterocarpaceae. The record is from the annotation of a GenBank genome assembly.